Messenger RNA from Drosophila hydei, 2484 nucleotides. Its product is annotated as sialin-like. Gene Ontology annotation, molecular function: transmembrane transporter activity; protein binding. The transcript has 8 exons. NCBI's taxonomy places the organism in Eukaryota, Metazoa, Arthropoda, Insecta, Diptera, Drosophilidae. Gene Ontology annotation, cellular component: plasma membrane. The record is from RefSeq and is a predicted model, not a curated record. Gene Ontology annotation, biological process: transmembrane transport; monoatomic anion transport. Bases 670 to 2193 code for a protein of 507 amino acids.
GAAGGCGCAGGCAACGACGAGCAGCGGCAAGCAGAAAUAAAUAAAUAGAAUAAGCAGGCAGGCAGAAAGGCAAAGAGCCAGAGGCGCAACUCACAGCCGCCAACUGUUUGAAAUAUAUUUUUUUGCUUAACUCUAGAAAUUCUAGAAAUAUAGCUAAAAUAUACAAUUUUUGCCUGCGCAUGCGCUGCGCUCAAAGUGCUUUUAAAAUAAUACAAACAGCUGCCGCAGUAAAUUUUCAAAAUAAAGCAAAGACACUCAAAAACUAAAGUCAAAGAAGAGACGAAAAGUGGAGACAGAAAAAACAGCUAAAACUACUGUUAUGUACAUUUAAUUAGUGCAGUGCGUGUGUUUGAGAGUGUGUACGCGUGUAUUAGUGUGUAGUACGUAUGAAUAGCCGUGCAUAUGUGUUUGUGUGACAGUGACAUCUAAAUACAAAAACAAAUCCUUUUCUUGUAAUCAUUCACGAACGCAAAAAAAAAAAAACAAUCACAAUAAACGCGCGUGCAUUUUGUUUGACGCGCGUUUUGUUUUACGCUUUGUUUAAUAUCUGGAAAUUACUAGUAAAAACAUUGUGUAAAUUGUUAAUCGGAGCGUGCUGUGUUAAUUACAUCAUUUACUGUAAAUUAAAUACGUUUUAGUCAUCUUUAAGUUCAAGCUCACGCUAGCGCCAUGUCGAACACAGAGAAACGAGGUCUGCACAGAGUACAAAAUAUGCUAUCAUGCCGUCAAGUCUUGAAUCUACUAACAAUGCUCGGCUUCAUGCUGAACUAUGCGCUGCGCGUCAACCUAACCAUUGCCAUUGUGGACAUGGUUAUGCCAAAUAUCACAGCGCACAUAGCAGGCAAUUCCAGCCUAGCAAGCAACAAUACUCUGGCGGGGAUUGUCAGCAGCAGCAGCAGUGAGGGCAUCCUCAGCAACACCACCACCAGCGAUGGCGUUGAUGUUUAUGAGGAGCGCUUUCCCUGGGACACAUACCAAACAAACUUUGUGCUUGGAUGUUUCUUCUGGGGCUAUGUCCUAACCGAGCUGCCAGGCGGUCGUCUGGCUGAAAUGAUUGGCGGUCGUCGCGUCUUUGGUCAUUCCAUGCUCUGGGCCAGUCUGUUGACCCUGAUAACGCCACUGGCGGCGCACAUGAGCUACGUUAUGUUGAUUGUGGUGCGUGUGGCACUUGGCUUCAUGCUAGGCGCCUCCUGGCCGGCCAUACACCCCGUUGCCGCCGUCUGGAUCCCACCCAUGGAUCGCUCCAAGUUCAUGUCCAAUAUGAUGGCCUCUUCGCUUGGCGCAGCCAUUACGAUGCCUAUUUGUGGCUAUUUGAUUUCAGUGUGUGGCUGGGCCAGUGUCUUCUAUUUGACGGGUGCUGUUGGUCUGUUGUGGUCUCUGUGCUGGUUCACGUUUGUCUACGAGACGCCUGCCACACAUCCGCGCAUCUCGGCCGAAGAGCGCCGCGAGAUUGAAGAAGCCAUCGGCACAUCCACAUCUAAGAAGCGACCCAGCUAUGUGCCCUGGGGUCAGUUGCUCUGCUCGCCUGCGGUGUGGGCUAUUAUCAUAACACACGGCUUGUCUGUAUUCGGCUUCUUCACGGUCAUCAAUCAGCUGCCCACAUUUAUGUCCAAGAUUCUGCACUUUGACAUCAAGAAGAAUGGUUUGUUCUCCUCGCUGCCCUAUCUAGGCAAAUAUGUGAUGGCCGUGGCAUCCUCCUAUCUGGCUGAUUAUUUGCGUCAGAAGGGUACCUUGAGUACGACAGCAACACGCAAGCUCUUCACUACUUUCGCUCUUGUUACACCAGGUCUGCUGAUGACGGCGCAGGUAUUCUUAGGCAUGGAUGCUACCUGGUCGGUGGCCAUCUUUACGCUCGCUCUAUUUGCCCAUGGCGCUGUAACCGCUGGCUAUUUAGGCAAUGGUCUGGACAUAGCGCCCAACUUUAGUGGCACCAUCUUUGGCAUGGCCAAUUCUUUGUCUUCUUUUGGCGGCUUCUUGUCCACCUGGAUGGUGGGCGCGCUGACAUUUGAUAAUCCUUCGUUUCAUCAAUGGCAAAUUGUAUUUUGGAUUUUGGCCGGCACCUACAUCUCGGCAGCGGUUGUCUUUGUUAUCCUGGGCACUGGAGAACUGCAGUCCUGGAAUAAUCCUCCGGAACGCAAAAAGAUUGGCGAUGUGGCACAGGAGGAGGGCAUGCCGCUCAAGAACGAAAAGUAAUCAAAGGAUUUUAUUUGAAAUGAGCGAAGAAAAAACCCACCACAUCCGCACAAGUUAUAGUAGUUUCUACCGCACAAGAUUGAGAUUUACAGACAUAUACAGAAUUUCCACUUAAAAAAUUGUAUACUAAAAAAACUGGAAGACAUUAGUUUGUAGCCAAGCUGUAAAGUUUCUAUACAUAUAUAUAUUUAUAUAUAUACAUAACUAAAAAAAAAUCAAUUAUAUACGAAAAAUGGCAUGCCCAUGUAGCCAAAAUAAGUAAUAUUUACUUAAGACUUUAAUGAUUAAAUU